Vollenhovia emeryi is the source of this 2807-nucleotide messenger RNA. RefSeq names its product phospholipid scramblase 2-like. Gene Ontology annotation, cellular component: plasma membrane. Lineage: Eukaryota; Metazoa; Arthropoda; Insecta; Hymenoptera; Formicidae. Bases 189 to 965 code for a protein of 258 amino acids. Gene Ontology annotation, molecular function: phospholipid scramblase activity. Gene Ontology annotation, biological process: plasma membrane phospholipid scrambling. The transcript has 7 exons. The record is from RefSeq and is a predicted model, not a curated record.
CCGUGUAAACAAGAUUUGCAUUCAUGAAAUCCGUGCGCCCAUUGGUGACGUCAGCGCGUUGUUGCGCGGAAAACUGUGCCGCUAUCGACCAGUCGGCCCGCGAGCUUUGAUUCCGCAAUAUAUGCAAUAUGCGGCGCGGACAUACUUAGGACACGCCGGAGGGACGAGGGUGAGCCGGAAGUAGAAGAAUGAACAACCAAAAGUAUCACGCACCUUAUCCCCCGCUGUCGGGGGUAGGAAUGCACUCACCUCCGAUGGCAACAGCCCCGCCGCAGCCGAACGCGCUGGCUCCGCCGCCAGGUGGUUGGUCGCCGCCGAGUACGAUAUAUCCACCCGGCUUGGAAUACCUUAUGCACCUUGAUUAUCUUUUCGUGAACCAGAAAAUUGAGUUGCUUCAAGCUUUUACUGGAUGGGAAACUAAGAACAAGUAUGUUAUUACGGAUAAUAGGGGCGAGACGGUGUUCUACAUGGCCGAGGAAUCGGGAGUCUGUUGGCGAUUGUGCCUGGGAAAGUAUCGUUCGUGCGAAUUCACCAUCUACGACAGAAACCGGCAAGAAAUUCUUCGUAUGGUUCGACCCUUCAGAUGCGACAGUUGCUGCUGUCCUUGCUACCUGCAGGUUUUAGAAGUGUAUUCUGGAAGUACUCUAUUGGGCAGCGUUACUCAAGAGUGGAGUAUUUGGCGACCAAAGUUUUAUGUUCGCGAUGCAUCUGGCCAGCCAGUGUUGAUGAUAAAAGGGCCACUUUUUCGGUUUUGUGUUGACGUAAUUUUUAAGGUCAGAUCGCUAGAUGGGAAGCAUCGCAUUGGCACGAUCCGAAAGCAUUGGAGUGGCUUUGGUCAAGAGAUGUUUACCGUUUCGGAUAAUUUCGGCAUUAACUUUCCGCGGGAUCUGGAUGUGAAGAUAAAGGCCGUGCUGCUGGGAGCGGCUAUUCUAAUAGAUUUCAUGUAUUUCGAGCAGGAGCCCUAAGUGUUUCAAUUUUAAAAGAAGACCAAAACGAAUCGUUCAUGUUAACUUUAUCUCUAGCAAAGAUAUUUUGUUAUGUGUUAAAUAUCUCGAAAGAUGUUUAACUAUGGAAUGCAUAAAUAAGAGUGAGAGCUGUGUACAUAUACUCGGGGUAGAAUUUUAUUCAUCAUGAACACUGUGAGAUUAUAACUACAAUUAUACAUUAGACGAUUCUCCCAUUUUUUAAUCGUUUUACGAAUAAUCUUUAUUACUUUUAUACAUAACUAAGCUGUAUUUAAGUAUACUUACAGUUGAGCUUACAUUCGCGGAGAUGUAAUCGAACUCGUAUCCAUUGUAGAGUUUGAUUUCAAAGAGCUCUCUAUUUUAUUAUCAACAUAGUGCAAUUUUCUUUAUAUCUAUCUAAAUCGUUAUUCAUCGAUUUGCAAUGCGUCUAUCUUCCUAGAUCGUCUCCCAAAUAUCGUAUGAUAUAACAAGAAGUUAUUUUCUUCAUACACAUACACAAAUAGAAGAAAAUUGUAUUAUUUUACAUAGCAUCUUGAUCCUGUUCAAUGAAUAUAGCUUGUGCAAAUAAUUUCGGAAUUUUCAUUAAUUACAAAAUAUUAUCUUUACAUCAUUACUUUAUUCGUGAUGUAAAAAUUAUAUAUGUAGAUUAAGAGCAUAAGAAAAAAAACAUUGGCAAUUGUAUUAGGUAAUAUACAAUUUUUGCAUCGUUGUAAUCUCAAGCUUUAUACAGAUAUUUUGUUACUCACGCAACAAGCACCUUGCGUUUUACAGACUAAAAUACAUUAAUAAAAUUAAAUUUAUUAAUUUUCUUGUAUACGUAUUUUUAAAUAUUAAAACAUGAUUCUUAGAGAGAGCAUAAAUAUCCCCAUGAUCAUAUUUAUAAUACAUAUCUUUUAUAUAUUUACUAAUUAUGUUAAAAUUCAUUACAAUUCAUGUUCAUUACGUCUAUUCUUUAAAGUUUCUGACACAAGCGCCUUCUAUUGUUAAUUUAUUAAUUAAUGACAGAUGUACCAUUGGUUAACACAAGAUCUUAAAAACUUGAUCUUUUUUUAAUGAAAAAUACGACAGUUUUAAAUAACUAUAUAAUCAAAGUCAUCAUCCUAUAUUCCUCAAUAUCAUAGAUUCAUAAAUUCAAGAUAUAUUUUACCACGUAAUUUGUUUAAUGGAUCCCCUAUUAUGAGAUAAAAGUAUAAAAAAUAAACAGUAACUUAAAAGUUUAACAGUACGUGACAAAGAUACAAACGGUUCGAAAAAUUAGGCAAUACAAAACGCUCUCAAGGUUUUAGCAGAGUAUCAGAAAUAAAAAAUGCCGAGUAAAGUGGGAGAAUAAAACACGCAACAAAAUACAUAAUGUGUAUGUCUUUUUAUUUUCGUGUUUCAUUACUUGUAUUCUCACCGUACAUCUUGUCGAAUCUGCUGGUAGUACACUGUCUCUAUAAUAUGCCGCAACGCUUGCUCGCGUGUGUUUUGUAGUGCGUGUUAAUAUCCCGUCGCGCAGAUGUUCCUUCCCGGCCUCUCACGUGGUAAAAAAGAGAAUGAAAAAACAUGAAUGUCGCUCUCCGCCAUCCGCAGACUAGAGGACCGCGGCGCACUGAGAACAGGCCCCGCGACCUUUGAUGCUUCGUGACGAUCUCAAGAACACGGACAAUUUAAAAACCACCGUCGUCGUCGUAGUCGUCGAACAAAUAUCUCUUAAAACAGCGACGUCUUCCCACUCUUUUCCUUCAUUAUCUUGUUUAAUAACGACAAUCGCGACGAAUUGCAGGGGACUAGUACUAGAGCACUACUAAGUGUGUCAACGCGCGUGACUAUGUAUCAAUAACGAAUGCGCUUGCGACAAAA